UUCUGCCCCAGCCAGCUCAUGCCUCAGUACCCGGGGACAGUGAACAGAGCCCUGGCUGGAGCCCAAACAUGUGGGGCCUGGUGAGGCUCCUGCUGGCCUGGCUGGGUGGCUGGGGCUGCAUGGGGCGCCUGGCAGCCCCCGCCCGGGCCUGGGCAGGGUCCCGGGGGGGCCCAGGACCAGUGCUGCUGCGGAACCGAAGGAGCUGGGUGUGGAACCAGUUCUUUGUCAUUGAGGAAUAUGCAGGUCCAGAGCCCGUCCUUAUUGGUAAGCUGCACUCGGAUGUGGACAGGGGCGAGGGCCGCACCAAGUACCUGCUGACCGGGGAGGGGGCAGGCACUGUAUUUGUGAUUGAUGAGGCCACAGGCAAUAUCCAUGUCACCAAGAGCCUGGACCGGGAGGAGAAGGCACAGUACGUGCUGCUUGCCCAAGCCGUGGACCGAGCCUCAAACCGGCCUCUGGAGCCCCCGUCAGAGUUUAUCAUCAAGGUGCAAGACAUUAAUGACAACCCACCUAUCUUUCCCCUCGGGCCCUACCACGCCACAGUGCCCGAGAUGUCCAAUGUCGGGACGUCAGUGAUCCAGGUGACUGCUCACGAUGCCGAUGACCCCAGCUACGGAAAUAGCGCCAAGCUGGUGUACACCGUGUUGGACGGACUGCCUUUCUUCUCUGUGGACCCCCAGACGGGAGUGGUGCGUACUGCCAUCCCCAACAUGGACCGGGAGACGCAGGAGGAGUUCUUGGUGGUGAUUCAGGCCAAGGACAUGGGUGGCCACAUGGGGGGGCUGUCGGGCAGCACUACGGUGACGGUCACCCUCAGCGAUGUCAACGACAACCCCCCCAAGUUCCCUCAGAGCCUAUACCAGUUCUCUGUGGUGGAGACGGCUGGGCCGGGCACCCUGGUGGGCCGGCUGCGAGCCCAGGACCCAGAUCUGGGGGACAACGCCCUCAUGGCGUACAGCAUCCUGGACGGAGAGGGGUCCGAAGCCUUCAGCAUCAGCACAGACUCCCAGGGUCGAGACGGGCUCCUCACUGUCCGCAAGCCCCUAGACUUCGAGACCCGACGCUCCUAUUCCUUCCGCGUGGAGGCCACCAACACCCUCAUCGACCCAGCCUACCUGCGGCGAGGGCCCUUCAAGGACGUGGCCUCCGUGCGCGUGGCUGUGCAGGAUGCCCCAGAGCCACCUGCCUUCACCCAGGCUGCCUAUCACCUGGCAGUGCCUGAGAACAAAGCUCCCGGGACGCUGGUGGGCCAGGUCUCAGCGGCAGACCUGGAUUCCCCAGCCAGCCCAAUCAGAUACUCCAUCCUCCCCCACUCGGAUCCAGAGCGCUGCUUCUCCAUCGAGCCCGAAGAUGGCACCAUCCGCACAGUGGUGCCCCUGGACCGCGAGGCUCGCAUCUGGCACAACCUCACAGUGUUGGCCACAGAGCUUGACAGCUCCGCACAGGCCUCCCGUGUGCAAGUGGCCGUCCAGAUCCUGGACGAGAAUGACAACGCUCCCCAGCUGGCUGAGCCCUACGACACCUUCGUGUGUGAUUCUGCAGCCCCCGGCCAGCUAAUUCAGGUCAUCCGGGCCCUGGACAGAGACGAGGUGGGCAACAGUAGCCGUGUCUCCCUUCAAGGUCCUCUGGGCCCCGAUGCCAACUUCACUGUCCGAGACAACCGAGAUGGCUCCGCCAGCCUGCUGCUGCCCUCUCGCCCUGCUCCGCCCCGCCAGGCCCCCUAUCUGGUUCCCAUAGCACUGUGGGACUGGGGGCAGCCAGCCCUGAGCAGCACUGCCACUGUGACAGUCAGCGUGUGUCGCUGCCGGCCCGAUGGCUCCGUGGCUUCCUGCCGGCCCGAGGCUCAGCUCUCACCCGCUGGGCUCAGCACUGGGGCCCUGCUUGCCAUCGUCACCUGUGUGGGCACCCUGCUUGCGCUGGCGGUGCUCUUCGCGGCCCUGCGGCGGCAGAAGCACGAAGCGCUGAUGGUGCUGGAGGAGGAGGACGUCCGCGAGAACAUCAUCACCUACGACGACGAGGGCGGCGGCGAAGAGGACACGGAGGCCUUCGACAUCAGCGCCCUGCAGAACCCCGACGGGGCGGCCCCGCCCAACCCCGGGCCGCCGCCGGCGCGCCGCGACGUCCUGCCCCGGGCCCGGGCGCCCCGCCAGCCCCGGCCCCCCGGCCCCGCCGACGUGGCCCAGCUCCUGGCGCUGCGGCUCCGCGAGGCGGACGACGACCCCAGCGUGCCGCCCUACGACUCGGUGCAGGUGUACGGCUAUGAGGGCCGCGGCUCCUCCUGCGGCUCCCUUAGCUCGCUGGGCUCCGGCAGCGAGGCGGGGGGCGCCCCGGGCCCCGCCGAGCCGCCGGACGACUGGGGGCCGCUUUUCCGCACCCUGGCCGAGCUGUACGGGGCCAAGGAGCCCCCGGCCCCCUGA
This is a messenger RNA of Callorhinus ursinus (northern fur seal), 2417 nucleotides long. It is a transcript of the gene CDH24, whose product is annotated as cadherin 24. Gene Ontology annotation, cellular component: adherens junction; plasma membrane; catenin complex. Gene Ontology annotation, biological process: cell morphogenesis; cell-cell adhesion mediated by cadherin; cell migration. Gene Ontology annotation, molecular function: beta-catenin binding; calcium ion binding; cadherin binding. NCBI's taxonomy places the organism in Eukaryota, Metazoa, Chordata, Mammalia, Carnivora, Otariidae. The record is from RefSeq and is a predicted model, not a curated record.